Messenger RNA from Aspergillus versicolor CBS 583.65, 459 nucleotides. RefSeq lists its product as uncharacterized. Bases 1 to 459 code for a protein of 152 amino acids. The record is from RefSeq and is a predicted model, not a curated record. NCBI's taxonomy places the organism in Eukaryota, Fungi, Ascomycota, Eurotiomycetes, Eurotiales, Aspergillaceae. The transcript has a single exon.
AUGUGGAGGGACGCGAGGUUCGCGCUGAAAUCCCAUGACCUCUCCGACGACCAAAAGACGCUUCGAGUUGUAUUUUAUUGGAUUUCCAGCGCCAGAUAUGGGCUGCGCUAUCUAAAAGACCCGCCAACUCCUUCUCGCAAUGUUGACUGCAGUGUGGGGAGAACCUGCUUUCUGGAUUGCCAGUCCAGAUCAAUCAUACGCUUGGGCGAUAUCCUCACAUUCACUACACCGGAUCCGACAAAGUGGCCACUGCCAUCAGUGCAGCUGUUAUGCAUGCAAUGUUUGCUAAAUCGCCUAGUGGCGAUCACUGGGGCGGCCGAUGUGACAGACGAAGAACUCGAGUCCGACGAUCCAAUGGGUCUUGCUCCUCCUAUCUUGGUCGGCUACGACGACGACGACGACGACGACGACGACGAGGAGGAGGAGGUGGAGGAGGAGGGUAUCAGCCCCGGCAUGUAG